Thermothelomyces thermophilus ATCC 42464 is the source of this 538-nucleotide messenger RNA. RefSeq lists its product as uncharacterized. The coding region runs from base 13 to 486 and encodes 157 amino acids. The transcript is spliced from 2 exons. Lineage: Eukaryota; Fungi; Ascomycota; Sordariomycetes; Sordariales; Chaetomiaceae. The record is from RefSeq and is a predicted model, not a curated record.
ACCACGCGGCCCAUGCGUUUUGGCUUCAUCCUCACCCAGGCUGUCUUCUCCGCAUUUCCUGUCCUUUGCUUCUUGGCCUUUGUCUUCUCUGUCCUCUCCGCCUUUUCCACCGUUUUUCUCUUCGGGACUCUUUUCUGCAUUGGCAUUGCCCUCCUCGUCCUGAUCCCCAUCUUAGUCCUCACGUCGGGCGCUGCCCUGUUUACCUGGGGCCUUGGCGCGGCAAGCUUCAUUCUUGGCCAAUGGAUCUACACCGUGCUGCGGGACACCGCCGCCAACUUCAAUGAAGAACUCGGCAACCACCAACAGGAUAAGGUGCCCGUCCGGCCCCGUCUCGCCCCUCCAGCCGGCCCUUCGUCUUCCUCAUCCGCCACCUCGUGGGCCAGGGUCGAACGGCAGCCAACGAACCAAGGAGGCGAGUCGGAAGCGCAGCAGAAGGAAUCCGCACACCCCGAUCCGGGCUCCGAUGUGGAUGCUCUCGAGCCGUAGGCGCCGCGCGGGAGCAUGCCACACGACGGUGCCCGCGGCAGCGGUGCGGGCG